Molecule: messenger RNA, 453 nt
Organism: Acanthosepion pharaonis
Lineage: Eukaryota; Metazoa; Mollusca; Cephalopoda; Sepiida; Sepiidae
Source: the annotation of a GenBank genome assembly
AUGAGCAUUUGUAGCCCACACCCCAGACGAUUGAGCAUUUGCAGCCCACACCCUAGACGAUUCAAGAGUAAAAUCUAUCUAUCUAUCUAUCUAUCUAUCUAUCUAUCUAUCUAUCUAUCUUUUUCAUAUCUUAUUUUGUUACUGAGACGGACAGACAGAAGUAACCAUACCAUCUAUCUAUCUAUCUAUCUAUCUAUCUAUCUAUCUAUCUAUCUAUGCGUUGAGCACUUUACGUGUUUGCUCUUUCUUUUUCUUUCCUUGUUCGCGAUUGUUUACUUUUCUAAUGUGUUAUGUCUUCUGUGCGAAUAUUGUGGAGAACAGCGAAAGUUUAUUGUCUGCUGUUUCAUUCUUUACUGUAAAGAAUUCAAAUUUUCUUUAUCGGAACAGUCUUCUUGUUUGGAGUCCAUUACUUUCUCUCACGUGCGUCUCUUUUGUGCGUUUUAUAGUCAGUGA